Messenger RNA from Dendronephthya gigantea, 1376 nucleotides. RefSeq names its product WD repeat-containing protein 53-like. Bases 54 to 1046 code for a protein of 330 amino acids. Gene Ontology annotation, molecular function: protein binding. Lineage: Eukaryota; Metazoa; Cnidaria; Anthozoa; Malacalcyonacea; Nephtheidae. The transcript is spliced from 2 exons. The record is from RefSeq and is a predicted model, not a curated record.
UUGGUAAAAAAAAUUGAUUGAAGAGUGUGGUCGUUUUCUUUUUUUUUUGCAAAAUGAACUUCUCGAGGAAAGCGAGAAUUGGGCAUAGUGGGACUGUUCUCGCGUUGGAUAUAAGUACUGAAGGUGUAUUAUCUAGUGUUGGCGAGGAUGGACGAUGUUUAUUGUGGACACCUGAGGGCCAAAUUAUUCAAGAUCUUAAUGUAAAUAAAGAACACGGUUCAUCCCCAGAUGAUUGUCCAUUAAAUUCAGUCACUUUCAAUCCAUCAGAAAGCAACAAUUUCUAUAUAUCAUCAGGAACACAAGUUCUUGCCUAUGACAUGAGAAAGUGUUCAUCAUGUAUUGUAAACUUUGAUUUUAAUGUGGACGAAAUUAACCAACUUUGUGUGAAUGAUACUGGACAAUAUCUAGCAGCUUGUGAUGAUCACGGUGAAAUUAAAGUUAUUGAUAUUCAGGAAUCACGGCUGUUUAAGACGCUUGCACGACAUCAUGAUAAUAUAUGUUCCUCUGUUCAGUUCAGACAUAAGAAGUCUUGGCAACUAUUGAGUGCAGGGCUUGAUUGUCAUAUAAUAAAUUGGGAUUUCUCAAGUGGAAAGCCACAGCAACUAUUUAAUAUCAAUGAUUGUGUAAUGAAAAACAGUGAAGAAAACCAAACAUUAUUCAUUAAUCCUCCAUUUGUUCAUUCACUUUCUGUGCGUAAAGAUGGAAAGACAUUUGCAACAGGUUUAGGAAAUGGAGAGAUUGGAUUUUUUAAAUUCCAAGGGAAGAAAUUUGAAUGCACCAAUAAAUUUAAAGCUCACAAUUCAGAAGUUAGUCAGGUUUAUUUUUUUAGUCCUGACACCACAGCAUGUUUUCUGGUAUCUGCUGGAAAUGAUGGCAAGAUCAAUAUCUGGAAAGAAACACAAACUGAACAAAAAAUGAAUUACGAGCUAUGUCAGGAGUUAGUUCAUUGUAGUAAGAUAAACUGGAUAGCUUGUUCUUCAUUUAAAACAAAUUCUAUCUUUGUUGCUGAUCAAUCUUCAAUUGUUCAUGUUUAUGAACAACAAUAAUGUAUUGAGAUAAUUUCUAACUUAUGAAAGAUCAUCAUGGCAGUAUAGCAAGACACUGACUUAAAAGUGAAAACCACCAUAUCAGUGACAUUACAAUAUCAAUCCCACUGCAAAAAUACAGAUCCAACUUUCAAGUUCCAACCCUUUUCCAUCCAAAUCCAGUACUGUGCAGAAAGAAACAAAGCUUAUUUCAUCAAAAACCUGAGUGUUGGGGCCACCUAUUAAAUACUACAUGGUACAUACGUGACGAUACGUCUUGACCUGACGAACUUCAGCACGCAGUCUAAAUAUAUGGAGACUGGCAGGAAUUUUUGUUAAUCAGUCUUCUUU